GUCAGCAACUAUGAUGGUAGCUGGUCUUACUGUGGGAGUGACUUGUUCUCAGAUCUUGCAGGCCAUUUUACGUAUAUAUAAAUUGGCUUUUGAAAAUACGCGCCAUGGCAUAUCUCGAGAACAGUGUGCGAAAAGCGUUCUACCUUUUUUAAUGGCGACAUCAGUAGAAAACACCUUAAAUUUGACACAGUUUGAGCAAUAUAUGGCAUUGAUUCAUAGAAUCUUGGGCAGAGUGGAGAAGGAACAGCGCCAACGAUUACAGCAGUUGACUGCUGCUCAAGAGGAUCAACGAAGUAUUAGUGAUUUUAAAGAAAUAUUUGGUCAAGCUGAGGCAAAGCUAUUGGUAUCAGCCAAACAGUUGGAUUGUUUGAGUAUGCUGGAAAGCUUUUCAAAACCUGCAGCGAAAAAUGCGUCAAGUUACACGAAAUUCGAUAAGGUACCGUUGACCUUGGAUGCCAAAAAACGCUUGGCUGCAGAGCAAGAGCAAAAUUUGCUUUUGCGAAAACAGCCGGACAUUAUUAGCGCUCAGAUUAAUAAUAUUUCUUCGUCGAAUAUCGCUUUUUCCUCACAAAUCAACCAAAAUUCCGUGAAAAUUUCAUCGCCUCUUGACUCUGCGGUUAAUGUUUUCAAUGCCUUUGUACUUGAACCUUCUUCUUCAACCACUGUAACAAACUAUAAUUCCAUUGAUCUCUCGGAAUUUUUACCAUCUUCAGUAGCUGAGGUAACCAGUAAAUCUUCAAGUGAUACUAUGAUGUUUACCUUCCCAGCGGUACCACAAUUUUCAGCUGCAUACACUGACCAUGGUAUUAUGAUUCCAAAUUCUUGUUCAAUUUCUUCCGAUUUUCCUGGGCCUCCACCAUCAGAUAAUCCCAUACGCAGGAAUAAUGUAUCACACAGUCAUUCGAAAAUUUCAAUGAAUAUGAAAAAGAAUGAUCUAUCUGUAUUCGAUGACUUGCUUUCCUUUCAAAAAUCAUGCGAAAAGAAGGAAUCGGGUCAAAGUAAUUUUGCAAAUAAGACUAAAGUAGAUUUCAUUUUUAAGAAGAUUGCUAAUGGAAAUGACCCAUUCGCUGAUCUGUUAAAAUGAAA
Messenger RNA from Dracunculus medinensis (Guinea worm), 1086 nucleotides. The record is from the annotation of a GenBank genome assembly. Lineage: Eukaryota; Metazoa; Nematoda; Chromadorea; Rhabditida; Dracunculidae.